This is a messenger RNA of Cydia pomonella (codling moth), 2891 nucleotides long. RefSeq lists its product as uncharacterized. Gene Ontology annotation, cellular component: membrane. The transcript has a single exon. Bases 567 to 2576 code for a protein of 669 amino acids. The record is from RefSeq and is a predicted model, not a curated record. Gene Ontology annotation, molecular function: ligand-gated monoatomic ion channel activity. Lineage: Eukaryota; Metazoa; Arthropoda; Insecta; Lepidoptera; Tortricidae.
CGCUCUGUCAAAUAUUAAUAAUAUUGUCGAUCAUUCCUUCCAUUUUGAUAGUGUUCGUUCGGCAAUAUAACUAGCUACUGUCUUAAACUUACAUGAAAUAAUUAACAUAGAAUAAAAUAAGCAUUAAUCGGUAUCAAUGCUAGUAUAUAUCGGUAUAUAAAUGUAGAACAAAGAUUAUUCGCUCAUAAAUUGAUGGAAACGUCUAUUAUUAAUAAUCUUUCUCAAAAAAUAGAUUGGGUUAAAACGUGAUCAAACAAAUUAAAAUUGAGCUCGUUGUAAUAUACUGUUUUAAUAUAGAAUAUACAAGAAAUAACGUAUUCAUAAAUGUAGAUACCGUUCAUGCACAAAAACAUUGCACGAACGAAUAUUAAAUAAAUAACACUGCAUUUUCAUUACAAUUCAUCUUGUUUAUAGAGUAAAUAAAAUACGAGUUAUCUUGCUUCAAAUAAUAACGUAACAGUUGCACAUCGCUGCCAACAUCAAACGGGAGCUCACUCAUAAACAAGAAUAAAAGGCCUUUCCUCUGAUUCCUUUGAGUCUUUUUGCUCCGCCGCCACACAACCAAGAUGCACUCCACAUUAUUCGCAUCAUAUUUAUGUUUUAUUCACUUUGUUACCGUAAAAAGCGAGAAUUAUAUGCUAACGGCAUCUGGAGAUUCAGGACAAAUAGAAGACACUGCCGAAUGCGUCUUAAAAUUGUCCGCGAAAUAUUUCGUAGAGAAAAAAGCUUUAAGCGGAAGCAUCGUCAUAAUCAAUAUUAACUCUUAUGCUUCUUCGACGCAGAUGCUAUUAUUGCGCACCAUCCACAGCGGCAUUAAAUAUUCCGUUAUGGUAAAAGAUUCAUUCUAUAAGCACGCUAAUGCGUCCCAUUUCCCUGAGAAAGCUAAAAAUUAUAUGUUGAUUUUAGAAGAGAAAUCUGAGCUCGUAAGAAACAUCCUACAGCUGAAUAAGCUGCCAACUUGGAAUCCUUUAGCUAAAGCUAUUAUUUAUUAUCAACUCUUGCUAGAUGAAGAUGGUGAAACAAUUGCAAAGAAAUUUAUCAACGAACUGAGAGAAUACAAGCUUUUGAAAAGCAUUGUCUUCAUUUAUUCCCCAGACGAUGCAGGAUUGAUUUCAUACACGUGGGCGCCGUAUAGCGAUACGAAUUGUGGAGCCGAAUGCGAUUCCGUUUAUAUUCUGGAUACAUGUAAAAAUAGCAUUGUGAAGCAGAAGAAUGCUCAAAGAGAAAUGUUUCCACUUAACAUGAAAAAAUGUCCUCUUGUAACACAAGCUAUUAUCUCGGAACCUUAUGUAAUGCCACCAGUCCGCCAAUUAACAAACACUUCCUACCCCGAUGCUUACGAAUUCCAGAAAGGCGGUGAAAUCAAUUUAGUGACACUGAUUAGCGAGUUCACAAACAUGAGCCUGAUUGUGAGAAUAUCUGAUGUACCGGAAAAUUGGGGACUCAUUUACCCGAACGGGACGGCGACGGGCGCUUACGGAAUCCUACGGAAUGACUCGGUUGAUUUGGUGAUCGGUGACAUAGAAGUUACGAGGACCAUCCGCAAGUGGUUUCAUCCAACCGUGAGUUACACGCAGGACGAGAUGACGUGGUGCGUUCCCAAGUCUGCCCAAGCGUCGACUUGGAACAAUUUAGUGAUCAUAUUUCAAUGGACGACGUGGGUGGCUACGUUGCUAAGCAUAGUCACAAUGGGAUUAAUUUUUCAUUAUAUUUAUUACAGAGAGAAUGAUAGAAAAGUGACAAAACUACCGACUAAUUCGUUGCUAAAUACGUUUAGUAUGAUACUAGGUUGGGGCGCAUCGUUCAAACCAAAGACGGCAACGUUUCGGAUCCUAAUCUUCGCUUGGCUAUUCUUUGGUAUGAUUAUGAGCAUAUCGUACGAGUCGUUUCUGAGAACUUUUCUAAUGCACCCGCGAUACGAGAAGCAGAUAAGCUCUGAGACUGAUCUCAUCCAGUCCGGCAUUCCUUUGGGAGGCAGAGCGAUCUACAGAUCCUAUUUUGAGACUAAUAACGCGAGUUCGUUUUAUUUGUAUCGCAAAUACAUCUCGACGAGUUUCUCUGAAGGGAUUAAACGGGCUGCUUUGGAGAGGAAUUUUGCCGUAGUAGCAUCGCGUCGUCAGGCGGAAUAUCAGGAUCAGAAACUAGGGAAAGGAGAGCAACUGUUAUACUGUUUUAAAGAAGGUAAUAAUCUUUACAAAUACGGUGUAGUAUUGCUUGCACGGCGCUGGUUUCCUAUCCUAGAGCGCUUUAACAAUAUUAUACGCAGUGUAUCCGAAAAUGGGCUUAUAGAGAAAUGGAAUCAAGAAUUGUUUAUUCACACUGUAGGCGUGGAUGGAACAAGCAAAGUAGUGCCGCUGGGUAUUCGACAUUUAUUGGGUGCCUUUAUAUUUAUAGGUAUCAUGUACGCGGCUAGCGUUAUAGUGUUUGUAGUGGAGUUGCUUUUGAAUGUUUCAAAGAAACGUAAAGGUAAUAAGCCCAUUGCCGUUCCUGUUUAUCGAGUAAAUAUAGUUCAAGGCGAUAAUAAAAGAAAGUUGCUGUUAUCAGACUACGAGGGUGGAUAUAAUUUAUUUUCCUAGGUUAUUGGAUGAAGUUGAAUGCGACCGGUUACAGCGUGAUACUAAUGUAAUCAUUUUAAUUAUGGCUAAUUUAGGUAGUUAACUUAAGAGGCCUAAAUUACCUAGAUAUGUUAAAUAUUGCUACAAAUCACUAUGUGGAUUAUAAAAUAGUGGGUGACCUUUUUUUAAUUACCGACCGCUUUGAAGACGCAGAUGUCAAAUAAAGCAUUUUUUUUUAUUAAAGGGUAAGAUUUUACAAAAAAUAUUCCACAUUAUCAAACAUAGCUGGUUCCUACACUAGGCUAUGCCUGUCUCGUAGGUAACCAAAUCAAAAGA